Molecule: messenger RNA, 401 nt
Organism: Staurois parvus
Lineage: Eukaryota; Metazoa; Chordata; Amphibia; Anura; Ranidae
Source: the annotation of a GenBank genome assembly
AUCAAACCUAUAUUCAAAAAGUGAAGGGUUUUACAGGAAAUAUCUAGAAAGUUCAAUUGUAUAUGUGCUCUGAAAAAGCCACAUUUGGCCUUGAUUUCCUGAUAAGAUGUUGCAAUGUACUUCCUGUUAUGCGUCAUUGCCUACCGGCAGGGGUGCACUGACCAUUUUGGAAACUCGGGCACUGCCCGAGGGCCCGGGGUCUGUAGGGGGCCCCAUGAGAUGCCUUUUUUCAUAGGCUUUUUUGAGUUUGGGCAUGGACACAGGGGCCCCAUGAUCCCCUAUUGCCCGGGGGCCCCAUGAGUUGUCAGUCUACCCCUGCCUACCGUGCUGCCUAUCCAUGCCACCUCAUCAGUGCCCAUCAGUGCUGCCUAUCAGUGCCCAUCAGUGCUGCCUAUCAGUGC